UGCUUGGACCUUUCCCUCAUACCUUUGCCUGAGAGCAGAAGAGCAGCUGCUUUCCCAAAGUUGCAGAGGCUGAUGCCCAGGAACCUAAUGCUGAGCUGACCUGUCACGGUGAUGACAGCAGCAUCUUGCAUCCUUCCGUCUCAAGCUAUCCAACAGGAUAACAUCUAUGGUCUUUCUCAAAUAACUACCAGUCUUUUUAUUAGUAACUCUGCAGUAGCUAACGACAAGCUCACCUUGUCCAACAACCACAUCACCACGAUCAUCAAUGCCUCCGUAGAAGUAGUGAACACAUUCUUCGAAGACAUUCAGUAUGUGCAUGUGCCGGUGAGCGAUGCUCCUAAUUCUUACCUUUAUGACUUUUUCGACCCCAUAGCUGAUCAUAUCCAUGGCGUGGAAAUGAGGAAUGGCCGCACACUAUUGCACUGUGCCGCAGGAGUGAGCCGCUCAGCAGCCCUCUGCCUUGCCUAUCUAAUGAAAUACCACACCAUGACCCUGCUGGAUGCGCACAGAUGGACCAAGUCCUGCCGCCCCAUCAUCCGUCCCAACAAUGGCUUUUGGGAACAACUGAUUCAUUACGAGUUCAAGCUGUUCAGUAGGAAUACUGUUCACAUGAUCUACUCUCCUAUGGGUCUGAUUCCUAACAUCUAUGAAAAGGAUGCCUAUUUAAUGGAGCUAAUGUAAGCCAUCCAUUUCUUCCCCUGACUGAAUCCUACAUCAAGAUUAAAAAAAUGACCUUGGACCUCUGGUUUAAAACAAAGGGAAAGAAGACCUUGUGGAUGGGGUUGGAUAGGGGAGAGAAGGGAUUGGAAUUUUAAUUAUCAUAUCUUCAAAUAAAGUUGAAUGC
Messenger RNA from Rattus rattus (black rat), 844 nucleotides. Its product is annotated as dual specificity phosphatase 21. The transcript has a single exon. NCBI's taxonomy places the organism in Eukaryota, Metazoa, Chordata, Mammalia, Rodentia, Muridae. The record is from RefSeq and is a predicted model, not a curated record. Gene Ontology annotation, molecular function: MAP kinase tyrosine/serine/threonine phosphatase activity. The coding region runs from base 112 to 681 and encodes 189 amino acids. Gene Ontology annotation, biological process: protein dephosphorylation.